Eremomyces bilateralis CBS 781.70 is the source of this 1316-nucleotide messenger RNA. RefSeq lists its product as uncharacterized. Gene Ontology annotation, molecular function: small ribosomal subunit rRNA binding. The transcript is spliced from 2 exons. Gene Ontology annotation, cellular component: small-subunit processome; nucleolus. NCBI's taxonomy places the organism in Eukaryota, Fungi, Ascomycota, Dothideomycetes, Eremomycetales, Eremomycetaceae. The record is from RefSeq and is a predicted model, not a curated record. Bases 77 to 994 code for a protein of 305 amino acids.
CUGCUGAAUUUCAAUUUCAUACAGGAAGUCGGAGCUGUGUUCUGCUGCUUUAGGUGCCUUGAUUACAUCUAACAAGAUGCGACUAAAGCGGGCUAAGGCAUACCGCAAGCUAUUGCACUCUUACAAGCUGCAUUUCGGGUUUCGAGAGCCGUUCCAGGUCAUCGUCGAUGCCGAGUUUGUGCAAGAUGCCGCCAAAUGCAAGAUGGAUAUUCUCCCGGCGAUCACGAGGACAUUGCAAGGAGAAGUCAAGCCGAUGAUUACCCAAUGCUCCAUGCGACACCUCUAUGCGACCAAGGACUCCCAGUUGAUCGACCAAGCGAAAACAUUCGAGCGACGACGUUGCGGUCACCAUGAGCUGGAUGAACCGCUUUCCACCCUCGAGUGUCUAUCCUCCGUGGUCGACGCGAAAGAUAACAAGACGAACAAACACCGGUACAUCAUUGCCAGCCAGGAGCGUGAAGUGAGGAUACAGAUGCGCCAGAUCCCGGGUAUCCCAAUACUUUUUAUCGACCGAAGUGUGCUCAUUCUGGAGGACAUGUCGGCCGCUACAGUGAAGGAGUGCCAUGGCCAAGAGCGGAGUAAGUUCCUGGAAGGAUUGAAGACGCGAGGCACUCUCGGGUCCCCAGCGAAGCGGAAGCGGGCCAUAGACGACGAGGCAAAUGCCGCAGAAAAGGACGUGGACGAUUCCCAACCCGAUGAAGUGAAAGCAGUAAAGAAGAAGCACAGGGGCCCGAAGGCACCGAAUCCACUCAGCGUCAAGAAGCGAACGAAGCCGACGCAUACCUCAGACAAGCCUAGACAAGCGGAAGGUGAGCCGUCCGGCAACAAAUCCCAGGGCCAAGAAUCGAAUGGUGCUCCAGACCACGCGGAAAGCCAGGAGGCCGGGCAGAAGAAGAAGCGGAAGCGGACCCGGAAAGUGGACAAGGGUCCUGCUGAUGGCGGCGAUGCAGGACCUGCGGAUGGAGAGACGUUGAGCGUUGGAUCUCCGGGAUGAAGAUACACAUGCAAGAUUGGCAUGUUUGCAACUCCAUGAUCCCGGUGGAAAUCACGAACUCGGGAGCACCCUCAGCGAAGGGGGCGCAUAGGCGCAAUUUGCUGCUAGGUAUCUCGCUCCAAUACGACAGCAAGAACAGGACAAGGGGGUCCUUCAGACUUUCUUGCCUUGGGCGAGGAGGUCUGAUACCUUGGGGGGCAAAACUAGAGUACUCCUGUCGUUCCGUUUGAUGAAUUCGACGAUGACCUCUGCGGUCUUUUCGGGCAGAUCUUCUUGAAUGAAGUGACCGGCAGCGGGGAAUACUUGCAGUUGGAAUUUGCCU